AUGGCUACCGCAAAUGACUGUAACAUGAAUAUCGCCUGUAUACUAAGCGUUUCGGCAUUGGGAUUCACAUUACAUCAUGCAUGGAAAUUCGAUAGAUGUAGAUGUCUAUUACCCAAGAGAAAAGAAUGGUUUAGGGUGUUACUCACCUGGAUGUUGAUUGGAUCUACGGUGAUGAUUAUAGGUUGGGCAGUAGGAUGGACUCUGAUCAAAUAUCAUCUGGGAUGGACGACGAUACCGCCGUAUGGAGCUAUGCCAUUCCCUCCAGCAAUGUAUGAGCAAAAAUAUAGAGAUCUUAACUUACCUUAUACUAUCAUCUUCAACCUGGCAUUCUCCAUUCAAGCAUCUUUAAACGCCGAAGAAGGUCUAUACUGGUAUCAUCUUAUCCGAGCUGUCCGACAGCCUAAAUCUGCAAGAUCAUGGUUAACAUCUUCCUUCUUCUACGCUUGGAUCAUCAUCUCCAUCAUUUGCACGGUUUGUCAAUCGGGUUUGGGGUGGAUCCAUUCAGGUGAAUUGGAUCUGGAUAUGCAGAUGUCGAGGAUCAUGACCGUACAUGGUUGUGUGGAAUUUGCAGUGGUGCUUUCAUCUUCGGUUGUCAUUUGGAAAUUCCCAGCGUUCCUUGCAGAUGUAAAAGCUUCAGGUGCUGGACCAGAUGUUCGAUCAAGGUUACAUUUCUAUCAUGAGGCCAACAAGAUUCGAAAUUUCUUCCGGGCUGUAUUCGCCAUUUGUAUGAUGAUUCUCGGUAUUGACGGGUUGACAGAUGCCAAGAGAGUCCAUUUCAACAAUCUGGCUUCUGACCUCCUGACUCAUAUCAUCUUCGGAUCCUUCUUCUUCGUCCUGAUAAUCUCGACUUUACUGUAUCUACCAAGAAGUUGGACACCAGACAACGAAACGUUCAGAAACCAAGUGAUGGUCGGUAAUCCCGAUGCGCAGAUGAGAGGCGCCAUUGAAGGUGGUAAUUUAGCCAGUGGGAUCGCAUUGAUGUCAUUACUCCGAGAAGGGGGUCAAUGGGAUAACGAUGAUGAUCUGAGAGGAACCAACAGAUUAUCCAGAGUCAACGAGAAUCCAGAUCAACCUCGUUUUGGCCAUCUCGAGGUACCCCUACCUGAUUCUGGUGUUCGUGAUGAAUGGAGGAAUAACGCUUUGCAGAAAAAGGGAAGUUGGGAUUCCGAAGGCUCAGAGCUGGGUAUGCCAAUGGCUUUGGAGAAUUUCACUUCACCCAUAGCUAUCCAUUCUGCAGAGUCUGUUUCGCCGAGCGAGAUCAAGAUCCGUAUCGAGCAGGAAGUGACGAGAGAUGACAUGGUGUAG
This is a messenger RNA of Kwoniella mangroviensis CBS 8507, 1305 nucleotides long. RefSeq lists its product as uncharacterized. The transcript has 11 exons. Bases 1 to 1305 code for a protein of 434 amino acids. Lineage: Eukaryota; Fungi; Basidiomycota; Tremellomycetes; Tremellales; Cryptococcaceae. The record is from RefSeq and is a predicted model, not a curated record.